This is a messenger RNA of Coccidioides immitis RS, 1145 nucleotides long. Its product is annotated as protein CMS1. Lineage: Eukaryota; Fungi; Ascomycota; Eurotiomycetes; Onygenales; Onygenaceae. The record is from RefSeq and is a predicted model, not a curated record. The transcript has 5 exons. The coding region runs from base 1 to 828 and encodes 275 amino acids. Gene Ontology annotation, cellular component: nucleus; 90S preribosome.
AUGGCACCCGAUAUAACUCAAGCAGCGCCAUAUACAAAGCCGAAGCGCAAACGAGAGCAAGAAGACGAGGGGGAACGCCCGGAGAAAGCUUCAAACGUCCAAACCAGCGCGGAGGUUCCGAGCCGCAAGCGAAAAAAGCGCAACAAGGCGAAACAACCAGUCGAUGAUGUGAAGGAUGCGGAGAGAAAGGAUGGAAUUGAUGAAUCAAUUGGAAAAAUGGAUGGGAAGCUUUUGGCGGACUAUUUUGCGCAGAAGGCGAAGCGGCAUAAUAAAGACUUAACGGCAGUUGAGCUGGAUGACAUCUAUAUACCCGAUUAUGCAUUCCUUAAUACAUCGUCCUGGCAAUCACCGCGAACCCUCGAACAUUUACCUUCCUUCCUCAAGAAGCACAGUCCGAAGAAGGGAUCGACGCUCUUCCAGUCAUCAGAGUCGAAGGGCAGCCCUCAUACCAUUGUGAUCACACUUGCUGGUCUCAGGGCUGCAGAUAUGACAAGGGCAUUGCGAGAAUUCCAGAACAAGGACUCCGCUGUUGGGAAGUUGUUUGCUAAACAUAUUAAGCUCGCCGAGGCCCAGGAGUUUGUGAAAAAGACAAGAAUUGGAAUAGGAAUCGGAACCCCAGUCCGUUUAAACGAUCUGAUAGACACAGGAGCCUUAAAACUCGAUUCAUUGAAGCGAAUCGUAAUUGACGGUUCGUAUAUUGAUCAGAAAAAGCGAGGCAUAUUCGACAUGAAAGAUCUGCAUUUUCCACUGCUCAAAUUCCUUAAUCGUGCAGAUUUGCGAGAUCGAUAUAAAUCGAGAGACGAUAAGGUUGAGAUAUUAGUUUUCUGAGGGGAUCCCGUCUAUCCCUGAGGUUAUGCUAUUUCGGGAAAUGCCUGUCAAUAGGCAGCACAAGCGAACUGGAUAUCUGUCGCAGUACGAUUUCAUUAUACAAAGCAUUCCUGAGGGGCUUGUCAGGCUUCACGCUCUAGAAUAUGUGCAAACGCGAAAGCCCAUUUGACGAAGCGGCCUCGCUCAAUGCACUCCCGAUAUCCGCGAGAUGCGACGGCUUCGGAGCCCGCCCUAGGCCAGCAAAGACCGCUCUAUACUGAUAUCAUAUCACUGUCUGAAAUGCAGAAAUUGAAUUGGCCUAGGCUUGGUUUCUUUUC